This is a messenger RNA of Gallus gallus (chicken), 772 nucleotides long. Its product is annotated as unconventional myosin-Vb-like. Lineage: Eukaryota; Metazoa; Chordata; Aves; Galliformes; Phasianidae. Gene Ontology annotation, biological process: actin filament organization; vesicle transport along actin filament. Gene Ontology annotation, cellular component: actin cytoskeleton; cytoplasm; myosin complex. Gene Ontology annotation, molecular function: ATP binding; microfilament motor activity; actin filament binding. The annotation marks the transcript as partial. The transcript is spliced from 6 exons. The record is from RefSeq and is a predicted model, not a curated record.
GCCCCAUAGCGACGAGGCGGCCAUGGCGGCCGCGCAGCUCUAUAGCAAGUUCACCCGGGUUUGGAUCCCCGACCCCGAAGAGGUGUGGAAGUCAGCAGAGAUCACCCAGGAUUACAAAGACGGCGAUCGGAGCCUCCACCUCCAGCUGGAAGAUGGCACCCUCUAUGAUCUCCCCAUCGGCCCCGAUGGCGACGGGCUGCCCUUCCUGCGGAACCCGGACAUCCUGGUGGGGCAGAACGACCUGACGGCCCUCAGCCACCUCCAUGAGCCCGCAGUGCUGCACAGCCUCCGCGUGCGCUUUGUCGAGUCCAACCUCAUCUACACCUACUGCGGCAUCGUGCUGGUGGCGCUGAACCCCUACGAGGAGCUGCCCCUCUAUGGGGACGACGUGCUGUGGGCCUACAGCGGUCACCAUAGGGGCGAUAUGGACCCCCAUAUCUAUGGGGUGGCUGAAGAGGCUUAUAGGAACAUGGCCAGGGCCAACGAGAACCAAUCGGUGGUGGUGAGCGGCGAAUCCGGGGCGGGCAAAACGGUGUCGGCCAAAUACGCCCUGAGGUUCUUUGCCACCGUGGGGGGGUCCCGUGGGGCCGUGGAGAGCCGAGUGAUGGCGGCCAACCCCAUCUUGGAGGCCCUGGGCAACGCCAAGACGACGCGCAACGCCAACAGCAGCCGCUUCGGCAAGUACGUGGAGCUGCGCUUCGGCGGCGGGCAGCGCCUGCUGGGCGCCCACGUCCGCACCUACCUGCUCGAGAGGUCCCGCGUCGUCUGCCAG